Merops nubicus (carmine bee-eater) is the source of this 1245-nucleotide messenger RNA. RefSeq names its product tripartite motif containing 59 (gene TRIM59). The transcript has a single exon. Gene Ontology annotation, molecular function: zinc ion binding. Gene Ontology annotation, cellular component: cilium; intraciliary transport particle B; centrosome. Gene Ontology annotation, biological process: cilium assembly. The annotation marks the transcript as partial. The record is from RefSeq and is a predicted model, not a curated record. NCBI's taxonomy places the organism in Eukaryota, Metazoa, Chordata, Aves, Coraciiformes, Meropidae.
GCCCUGCAGCAGCUGGAGGAAGAACUGACGUGUUCCAUCUGCUACAGCCUGUUCGAAGACCCGCGCGUCCUGCCCUGCUCGCACACCUUCUGCAGGAAUUGCCUGGAAGGCGUCAUUCAGCUGUCCAACAACUUUUCCAUUUGGAGACCUCUGCGAGUUCCUCUGAAGUGCCCAAACUGCAGGAGCGUCAUUGAGAUCCCUGCUGCCGGGACCGAGUCGCUGCCCGUCAACUUUGCCCUGAAAGCUAUCAUUGAGAAGUACCAGCGGGAGAGCCAGGCUGACGUGGCGACCUGCAGCAAGCACCGCAGGCAGCCGCUGAAUGUCUACUGCCUCCUGGACAGAAAACUGGUGUGUGGCCACUGCCUGACCAUAGGGGAGCACAACGGCCACCCCAUCGAUGACAUCCACAGCGCCUACCUCAAGGAAAAGGAGGCUUCUGGGAAACUUAUCGAGCAGCUCACUGACAAGCACUGGGCUGAUGUGUGCCUGCUUCUGGAAAGGCUGAGUGAAGACAAGUCCCGCUGUGAGGGUGUGGUUCAGGACGACAGGAAGGCGGUCCUCCAGUGCUUUAAGAAAUUGAGUGACACUUUGGAGCACAAGAAACAAGCUCUGCUGGCCGCACUGGACGAAGCCGACACACGCAUCGGGGAAGAGUACGACCCUCUCAUUGAGAAUCUGAAAAAAAUAAGGGAGGAACAGCUCGAAUUAAUGUCGCUGAGUACCGACGUUCAGAAGGAAGAGUCCCCGCUGAUCUUUCUGGAGAAGGUGGGUGAUCUGCAGCAACGUAUCAAAGCUUUGAAGGAGAAGCCGCUGCCGGAUGUUAAACCCGUGGAGGUUCACCCGAGGAUCGCGCACCUGCUGAAAGACGUGUGGUCUAAAACGGAAAUCGGUCACGUCAACAAGAUCCUCACUCCAAAAAUAAAACUGAUCCCAAAGGGGGAGUUGCGCAGCAAGGGUGGUGGCGGGAAAGGAAGAGAACCCAAGGAACUCCUCCAGGCUGUAGAUCCGCUCGUGGUCCUGCUGCUUUUUACAGUCGUCGUGGUAACUGUGCUUUCCUUCCACAGACCAGUGUCCUCAGCUGUCAUCAGAGCUACUCCUGCUUGUAUCUCAGAACUCCUGCUGCCCGUUUAUCAGUAUUUCUACACCCAUUUGCACAAUAUAGGGGAUGUGCUGUGCCAUAAAUUUAAUUUACUGAUGGAGUUUUGGGGGAGAAUUGUUUCUCUGACUCUUUCAAUGAUUAGGUAA